Oldenlandia corymbosa var. corymbosa is the source of this 1738-nucleotide messenger RNA. The record is from the annotation of a GenBank genome assembly. NCBI's taxonomy places the organism in Eukaryota, Viridiplantae, Streptophyta, Magnoliopsida, Gentianales, Rubiaceae.
UUUAUUUUUCUAAAAAAGUUAUUAAUAUAAUUUUCUUAAAGUGUGUGUUUCUCUUUUUCCCAACAAAAGGAAGGCAAAAAAAAUAAUAAUAAUAAAAAUAAAUAAAUAAAUAAAACAAAAAAUUCAGUCUACACCUUCCCUCUUUUGCUUUCUCUCUCGCGAUCAGAGUCGGAAGGACAAUUCGUUAAUGGAGGGCGAACAGAAGAAACGUUUACCGGUUCCGAUGAAUGAACCACCCACAGACCGCCCUGUUCGUGUUUACGCUGAUGGGAUUUAUGAUCUCUUCCAUUUUGGCCACGCUCGCUCCCUCGAACAAGCCAAGAAAUCCUUUCCAAAUACCUACCUCCUUGUUGGAUGCUGCAAUGAUGAAACCACCCACAAAUACAAGGGUAAAACAGUAAUGACGGACUUGGAGCGAUAUGAAUCUCUACGUCACUGCAAGUGGGUUGAUGAAGUUAUUCCAGAUGCUCCUUGGGUGAUUACACAAGAGUUCCUUGACAAACAUAAAAUUGAUUUUGUGGCACAUGACUCUCUUCCUUAUGCUGAUGCAAGUGGUGCUGGGAAAGAUGUGUAUGAAUUUGUUAAGGCUGCGGGAAAGUUUAAGGAAACUCAGAGGACAGAAGGAAUUUCGACAUCUGAUAUUAUAAUGAGAAUUGUGAAGGAUUAUAAUGAGUAUGUGAUGCGCAAUUUGGAUCGCGGCUACUCCAGAAAAGAUCUUAAUUUAAGCUAUGUGAAGGAAAAAAGAUUGAGGGUGAAUAGGGGAUUGAAAAAGUUGCAUGAGAAAGUGAAGAAGCAUCAAGAAAAAGUUGAAGAGAAGAUAGAGACAGUGAAAAAGCACCGAAAUAUAUGGGUGGAGAACGCUGACAGAUUGGUUGCUGGCUUUCUUGAGAUGUUUGAAGAAGGUUGUCAUACAUUGGGAACGGUCAUCAGGGAUCGGAUUCAGGAACAAAUUGGCACAACAAAUAUACGAGGACUCAUUUAUGAUAAAGAAGAUGGCAGUAGUGAUGAUGAAUAUUACUAUGACGACACUACUGAUGAAGAGGAGUACUAUGAUGACGAGGGUGAGGAUUGACCUUCAUCCGUAAAGAAAGGUAAUUCCCAAAUGUGUGAAUGCGGGCUAUAGUUUGAUCAAAAUUCAAUAAGUUUGUGGUGCUCUCCAUUUGUUAAUGCUUCUUUGAGAAAGAAGAAAACGUGCCUACUAGUGUGCCCCAUGAUGUGUGAUCAGUGUAUUUGUCGUCUAGCUUAUUUGUGCUUGAUGUGUUUUGUAGAAAGUUUCAGGUGCAGGUUAUUCUCUUAAAGUGGGCUUUUAGAAAAGCUGAAAUGUAUACAGAUCUGGAGAUUAUAGAAUCAGUAUUUUAAGAAGUUAGAGAUUUGUUUGAUUAAUAAAUAGAUGAUUUUAAUCAAAGACCGAUGUGGUCCUUGCAAGUUUUACCAUUUCCUCCCCAUCACACCCCCCCCCUUCUUUUUUUAUUUUUUGUUUAUUUUCACCAGAAGUAUUUGCUUAUACAUUUUCAUUUUUUCUGUGAUAAUAGUACCUAUAUUAUUCUCCUACACAUUUGGAUUGGGCAAGUUUGAUAGAGAGAUAGUAGUCAUUGGAUAACAGCUCGUGUUCAAGCUAUAUGGUCAAUUCUUGUUUUAUAAAGAGAGAGUAUUCUGCAAAGUUACGCCAUCGCUAUUACCAGCAAUGAUCUAUGCCCUUCUCUUAAAAAAGCAAUGAUCUCUGGUAACAAUGAUACCC